AAAUAAACUUUGAGUUCUUGGAGAAAAAUUUAAUCAAUUAAAAUUAUAUAACUAAAUAAAUUCAUAAUGCGUUAUUAUUUAUCAAUAAUAUUCAACUUUGAUUAAAUGCUUCCAUUGGUAAAUUAUAUCCAAGUGUGUAGAUAUUUGAACUUUUCAUCAUGGAAAAGACUUGACAAUAAACUGAAAACCGCCCUUUCAAAGUUAUAUUGCACAACAUCGAAGCAUGACAAUGAACAAAACCCAGAUACACAUGGAACAAAAGAUGUAGUUUUAGAGGCUCCGGAAGAACCAAAUACUUGUUGCAUGUCUGGCUGCGCCAAUUGCGUUUGGCUGGAAUACGCUGAGAAACUGACUGAGUACUAUAAAGACGGAGGAGAAAAAUCAAUCAGGGAAAUAAAUGAGAAAAUUACAGAUUCAAAUAUUAAGGCUUAUUUGUUGCAUGAAUUGAGAAUGAGGAAUAAAUGAAUGCAGAAGAAAACGCCUACUAUAAAAAAAAAGGUAAAUGUUGCAACCAUGUCUGCGCUGUGAAGCUUAGGGUUGAACGAAGGUGCGCCUCAAGGAGCGGUACCGAAAGGGUAGGCAGACAGAAAAUGAGAGAAAAAAGGGAACAAGCUUGUCUUGUCCGCCAUUGUUCAUUAUUCAGUUUUUAUUUUGUAUUAAACUGAUUGUUCAAUCUAAUGGGUACAUUCAGGCGGUGCCAGCGGCUAAGUUCAGCCACUCAGCAGAGGGAAGUUAUUCUCGAAACAGGGGAGCAGCGCUCUCAUGAGAACCAAGGCUCUGUCUUCGUCGUCCGGUAUUCAUAUUUCCAUAACACUGACAAUGACAGAGCAAUCGUUAUCAUGAGAACACUGUUCCUCGGUUUCGAGAAUAAAGUUCUUGCUGAGUGGCUGAACUUCGUCGCUGGCACCGCCCGAAUGUACCCAAUUUGUGAUUAGCUUGUGUGUCAAGGAGCAUUCACAGGUCAGUUGAAUAUUUUUUUUCUCUAAACGUCAAAAAAACGUCACUUUGUCAACACCUGUCAAGGUGGUAGAAGAGUAUAUUGUUGUAUUAGGAGUAGAAGCUUUAAAAAAGUGCUUUUACUCCGUAUGCAACACGUUAUUUUUUCUUCAAACGAAUGAGGUAAGCUCAGGAGUAUGGGAGUAACUGAAUAGUUGAGCGGCAGUAAAAGUACGAGCGGCACUAAAAGUACUUUUACUGCCGCUGCGGAUCCCUAGCAGCAUAGAAAUUAAAUUUCUACCACCUUGACAGGUGUUAACCUGCUGGAUUUGCCUAGCAGCAUAGAAACUAAAUUUUUAACAUCUUGACAGAUGUUAACAAAGUGACGUUUUUUUUACGCUUGGAGAAAAAUUUAAUUUUUAUGCUGCUAGGCAACCGCAGUGGCAGUAAAAGUACUUUACCUACGAGCGUGCGGUAAAGUGCACUUUACCGCUAGUAUUUGCAAAUGGAAAGUUUCACUUUACCGCAUAGUGUGCAGUAAAGUUAACUUUACAGCAUAGUAUGCGGUAAAGUAGAAUACAAAGUGUGCGGUGAAGUAGAAUUUGAUAUUUAUAAUCAAAAAUCCUCUCUUUUUCAGAAAAUGGAUUUUUGAUCAUUUCUAAAUCUUAUCUAAUUUCAUUAAUUAAUCUCAUUCAUUAAUUAAUUUUAUCAAUGCCUUUUUUGGAGAUGUAGAUGCUCAGGUAAAAUUUUGUACCUAACACAUGCGGAAAGUGCCUUUGCCGCCCUUAACGGCUUGACCGAACUUCGCGUCGUUCGGUCGACUGCCGUUGCGUGCGGUAAAGUAUCACUUUCCGCAUUUGUUAGGUAAAUAACUAUUUUUUACAAACGUCACUAAAAGUGUCAUUUUUAACGGAUGCUGUCAGUGUCUAAAAUGCCAUUUUAUGACACUGGUGUUAAAAGUGAUUACUUUUAGCACUAGUGCUAAAAGUAAUCAUUUUUAGUGCGUUUGUAGAAAAAAUAGUGUAUGAUAUUCGUGCUAAAAGUGAUUUUAUUUUGUUCAAAGGGAUGUGUUUUGCGGGUAGCUAAUACGUAAUGUCUUAGCUGGUAGUAGUGUUCAAAGCCCGAUUCGGAUUCACCCCCCACUCCUCUGACGUCACAUGACCUUGACGCCACCCCCCACUCCUCUGACGUCACAUGACCUUGACACCACCCCCCACUCCUUUGACGUCACAUGACCUUGACACCACCCCCCACUUCUCUGACGUCACAUGACCUUGACACCACCCCCCACUCCUCUGACGUCACAUGACCUUGACCUUGGCCUUGAAAUGUGACCUUGAGCGCCUCCCACUUUUCUCUCCCUGACCUUGAAAUGUGACCUUGAGUACCCCCCACCACUUCUCCAACAUAUUCGACCUUGAAUAUUCAGGUGUUAGUACCUCCCACCAACCGUGAGAUGUAUAUAAAUUCUUUUCCGAUUGAGGAAAGUUGCCAUAGUCACACGCCAGCAUUGUUUGUAGUACGAUCUGUCACCUUCAAAGUCAACUAGAAAUAUUGUGUUUGUGAAGUAUUCCGAAAGUGAGUGUGUGUUCAAGGUAUCGUAAAAAUUGUUACAUUUUUCCUAAAUUAUGAGUAUUUCAAAAGAUACCUUGGUUGAAAUCAAUAAUAUGCUUAACAAAGAUGUUAAUUUUCUCGAAAGAAGAAAAAUUUCUUCAUUAAAGUUGGAUGAAGUUUACAUAAUUAGAAAACUGGUGCCCAUGGUAACACGGUUUGGUAAAACUAUUCUUGUUACAUUGUAUGAAAAAACCGGAGAUGUGGUUUUUGAAACAUUUUUGCCAAAACGUGUAGCGGAAAUGCUACCGGAGAACACCAUCGAAAUUAUGAAUUCUUCAUCUGACAAAUACACGCUGACAUAUUUGGGGCAAAGUUCGCAGUCAUAUGGGGGUAACACUAAGUCUCUUUUGAAUUUUGGGUGUUUGGAAUAGAUUUUAUAUUAUGGGGUGUACGAAAUAUUAUUAUUGAUUGUUUUUGAAAAAUGUAAUGAGUUUUAGGGUAUUGUAAUUUAUAUAUAUUAGAACACAUUCAUAUUUCAAAUAUUUCUAAAGAUGUGUGACAUCAGCAAUAACACACCAAGUGUUAAUGAAGAAUUGGAUUUCUACGUGAUCUGGCUGGCGCGCAAAUUGGGAGACAUGGCCCAAGAAAUAUUACAUUUUGAAUAUUUCAAUUCGGAUGUUCCUGCAAAUGGUCAAAACGAUUCAAAAUAUGUUCAAGACGCCAUCAACUUUAAUGUCGGAGCAAACUUAUGCCGAAGAUACUUAUAUGGUUCCUUCGGUCUUGACGAAUUCUGUAGCCGAAUGAUCGAGGAAGACCUGAAAACAUUCCUUAUCGAAAUACCACAUAUGCCAAGUGAAUUGGUAACAAAAUAUGGGUUGGUGCAGGAAAGUGGUCUAACUCAAAAAGAAGAA
Molecule: messenger RNA, 3401 nt
Organism: Ceutorhynchus assimilis (cabbage seed weevil)
Lineage: Eukaryota; Metazoa; Arthropoda; Insecta; Coleoptera; Curculionidae
Source: the annotation of a GenBank genome assembly